Cynara cardunculus var. scolymus (artichoke) is the source of this 497-nucleotide messenger RNA. Its product is annotated as mitochondrial import receptor subunit TOM7-1-like. The coding region runs from base 29 to 247 and encodes 72 amino acids. Gene Ontology annotation, biological process: protein import into mitochondrial matrix. The transcript has a single exon. The record is from RefSeq and is a predicted model, not a curated record. Lineage: Eukaryota; Viridiplantae; Streptophyta; Magnoliopsida; Asterales; Asteraceae. Gene Ontology annotation, cellular component: mitochondrial outer membrane translocase complex.
GCUGGAGCAUCGAUCAAGAAGAACAAGCAUGUCGUCGAAGGUGGUUCUCAAGGGAAAAGGCAAAUCAACGAAAGGAUCGAAGCCAUCCGUUGAUAAUUCAACAUCAAAGCUCUUUAAAGAAUGGAGCACAUGGACGAUCAAGAAGGCUAAAGUCAUCACUCACUAUGGAUUCAUACCAUUGAUCAUCGUCAUCGGCAUGAACUCCGAUCCUAAACCCUCCAUCUCUCAGCUUCUCAGCCCCGUUUGAUCGGUAAUUAUUUUUCAGUACUCGUCGACUUCAAUCUUCAAACGAAUCAAUUCACUCUAUAUGGAAACAUCGAUUACUAUAAUGAGUUUAGGGUUUCUAUUUUCUGUUUUUGUGCAUUUGAGGAUUUGGGUUAUUCAUCCUUUAGAUAGAUCCUGCUAAUUGUCUUUUUGUGUUAUGACUUAAUAAUAUUUAGGAGAUGUUAUGAUACAUUCGUCCUUAUUCAUAUUAAUUCAUAUGAUUUGCAUUCACU